Leptopilina heterotoma is the source of this 9759-nucleotide messenger RNA. It is a transcript of the gene Rab3-GEF, whose product is annotated as MAP kinase-activating death domain protein. Lineage: Eukaryota; Metazoa; Arthropoda; Insecta; Hymenoptera; Figitidae. Gene Ontology annotation, molecular function: guanyl-nucleotide exchange factor activity. Gene Ontology annotation, biological process: regulation of apoptotic process; regulation of Rab protein signal transduction. Gene Ontology annotation, cellular component: cytosol. The record is from RefSeq and is a predicted model, not a curated record. Bases 250 to 5925 code for a protein of 1891 amino acids. The transcript is spliced from 33 exons.
CCGACCGAUAACGCCACGCAACAAGAGUUUUUUUUUUAUUUCCAAAUUUUUCUCUCAUCUCGUGGGGGCAAAAAAAGUGGUUUUUUUCACCGAUUCAAUAUGGACUGUGUCCCCUUGCAAUUAAUUACAAAUACAUUUCGUAGUGGAAUUUUUGGAGAAUGUUGAAACCAUGAUGCGAUGUGUGAAGCCGCCGGAUACAAGCGAGACAUCACGAUUGGCACAUCGGUGACGAUUUUUUAAUCGACAGGCAUGGAUAUACAAAAGAAGUUCCUGUGCCCUCGCUUGGUGGAUUACCUCGCCGUAGUGGGGGCCAGGCCUUCGCCGAAUUCUCGCCAGCCUGUGCAGGUACCGGAAUUAUUACGAAGGUACCCGAUCGAAGAUCAUAAAGACUUUCCUUUACCACGUGAUAUGGUUUAUUUUUGUCAACCCGAAUAUUGCAACAGUAUCGGGCCAAAGCGUACGGCAUUGCGAGAAGCCACAUCUUUCACAUUUACUCUCACCGAUAAGGAUUGUGGAAGAACUCGUUAUGGGACUUGUGUGAAUUUUUAUAGACCGGUUGAGAGAACGGGAAAUCAUGGAAAUGCCGGAAGUGCUAUUAGGAGAAACAAACACAACACCAAUUUCCGUAGGGAGAGCUGGAGGAAGAGUAUGGAGAAGAGUUCCGAUUCCGCAUUCUCCAGCGACUAUAGAAGCAGUGUGAUAGGUCCAAGUGAUUCGGAGAAGGAUUGUCCAAGUCGAAGGGAUUCGGAUACGCCUCAUGCUCCCCAUGCUCCUAAAUUAGGCGUAACUGCUCCGAGUGGUGACAGCGAAAGUGGAGGUAGCCAUUCUCCAUCACCUAGGGCGUCUCGAAAGCGUCAGAGGAUGAAGAAUCUUUCGCUGACUUCACUCUGUAUCAUCUCACAUCAUCCAUUUUUCACAAUGUUUCGAGAGUGCCUAUUUGUUUUAAAGAAGCUCAUUGACGCCUGCAACGAAACAACAACUCCCCAUCGAUGUGGAGCAUCACGACAGAGUACCAGAGAAUCCUUAUGGACAGUAUUCACCGGUUUGAGUUUUGAAGGAGCUUCGUCAAUAGUUCUUCACGACAUUCGCGAAAUCGAAACAUGGAUAUUACGUUUACUAAGUGCACCAGUACCGGUCCCGUCGAAAACAAGAGUCGAAGUGGAAAUCCUCUCACCCAGUAUACAACCGCCACUUUGUUUUGCUCUUCCAGAUCACACCAGAUUUUCCCUGGUCGACUUCCCCCUACAUUUACCACUCGAAUUACUUGGUGUUGACAUAUGCCUGAAAGUUAUGUCUCUAAUUUUACUCGAACACAAGAUCGUAUUACAAUCCCGUGACUAUAAUGCCUUAUCAAUGUCUGUAAUGGCAUUCGUCACCAUGAUUUAUCCAUUGGAAUACAUGUUUCCCACAAUUCCUCUGUUACCAACUUGUAUGAGUGACGCUGAACAAUUACUCCUGAGUCCCACACCGUUCGUGAUUGGAAUACCAGCGUCAUUUCUUCUUUAUAAAAAGAAUUUCAAAAUGCCAGGCGAUAUUUGGCUUGUUGACCUAGACAGUAAUAAAAUUACACCACCAACGAGAUACAAUGAUAUUCUACCACCGCUACCGGAACCCGAAGGGACGAUACUGAAAAAUCAUCUGAAACAGGCAAUGCAACUGAUGGACCAAGCUGGCUCUGGUGCCAUGAGUAGCAUGACAGUUCCUCAAAGUCAUCCAUUCACUCCGCAGUCUGGAUCGGCACCGUCUAUUUCAGCCUCGAGUAGAAGGGAGAGCACUGCUUCUUAUCAUUCUACCUUGAGUGUCUCGUCGGCAAAGCAUAGACCAAGUAUGGAUUUAACUACUCCUACUCACAUUAGUCCACUGGGUUCACCGAGUGCAACGAGUCCUCGACGACCAUCAAUGGCAGCAUCGACAGGUUCUAUCGCAUCACCACAACGUCCACAGAAUCAAUCAACAGCUCCUUUCAAUCCCUUCAUCUACGGCAGUGAUGUCGAUUCGGUAGAUAUUGCCACAAGAGUGGCAAUGGUACGUUUCUUCAAUUCACAAAAUCUUCUCGCAAAUUUCACCGAACAUACCCGAACCCUAAGGCUUUAUCCACGACCAGUGGUGGCUUUUCAAAUAAAUUCAUUCCUACGAUCACGACCAAGAGCGAGUCAAUUUUUGAACGAAUUCGCAAGAACUCAGGCUGUUGAAUUCCUUGCCGAAUGGAGUCUAACACCAAACAACGUCGCCUUCUUGAGAGUUCAAACCGGUGUUUUUGAUCCCGCUCAAAUUGGAGACAAGUCCCGAUGGUAUGCAAGUGGACUCGAACCAAUUCACUUCCCGGUUUGGGAUUCAGGAAGUUCGCUAUCAAAUGCCUUGAAGGCGAUGAAGGAACACGAGAGUCAGCCAACUGACGAAAGUGGUUCCGAUUCUGAAGGAGCGGAAAGUACCAGUUCUUCCUAUUCGUCCCUCAGUGAUUUUGUCUCUGAAAUGGUGUCAUCCGAUCUUUCUCCCAUGAAUCAUAUACAUCCAAUGCCUCUUGCCGUGGAUCCAAAGAAUCUUUACAACCCACCGAGUUCCUUACAAUAUCCCGGAGUGGAUGAAGAUUCUCCAGCUCGGCCUGAAAGUCCACCUAGCACAUCAUCGAGCCAUAGUGACUUGAGUAGUCCGAGUUUCAACAGAGACUCUGAAUUCGAAUUGAACCCAAAAGCCGUUGAGGGUUCACAGACAAUGAAAAGCGACAACGAUAAGACGGAGGGCGGUAGCUUUGAAUCAGAUUCAGCGUCAACGACAACGACACUUCGCACAAUCCUGAGCGCACAAAGUACAAUAGGCCAACAUGGAAUUGGCACGGGAUCCUUAGCAACCCCUUCGCACAGUGACUCUGAUCGCCCCACAACUCCCCACAGGACAUUUCGUCUUACUAAAUCUAACAUUCCAGCUCCACCAAUGAGUCCGGGAUUAUCUAGACAACCAAGUGUGGGUAAUGUUUUGGCAAGAACGUCAAGUUUUGGAUCACCAGUUCCAAUUUUACCGAGACAGUCAACAGCGCCUUGUAGCAGUCCUGAGAGUAGUGUUCAAGGUUCUCCAAAGCAUACAUCAAGUCCAGGGAGGCAAGCAAGUGGACCAGUACAACAUCAAAAUAGUUCCGGAAGUACGGGUAAUGGAGUUCUCAGACAGGGAUCUCAGGGAUCACUUUUCGAACAAAUUGCAUCUCAGGCCAAAGGUCUGGUUCGUGAAACAACCAGGCAAAGUAGUCAGGAAGGACUAUUGGCCCACAUGGACAAGUUAAAGCAUCAAGCGAAAGAAAAGAUCGCGGAAGCGGGAGAAGAUAGCUUGUUUGCCCCACUAGAACAGUUAACGCAGCAGACAAAGAAGGCAAUGGGGGAGGCUAGUAAGUCUAUGCAUGAGGCAUCGAAGACUGCUUUAGAGGCAAGCAAGAAUGCAGCUGGGGUUAGUAAGAAUACUUUUGAUGAUCUUACCUACGUUGGAAAGAGUACGAUUGGCGAUUUAACCAAGACGGCUAAGGAGGCAGCUGCAAAGAAGGGUUUACUUAAGGGUCUUGGAGACUCCCAAUCAUCACCAGAGGCUCCGGGACCAGGAAUGAUGCCCCGCAAAGACUCCAAUAGCACACAAUUGGUGGCUCCUGAUUCUCGAAGUGGUCGACGUGAAAUUGGUCGCGAUUUCUUCAGCAACAUCAGCAGCGACUUGAACGGAAUUGCAGCUCAAACUUCCAGCAUGUUUAGCGAUCUAUUCAGUAGUAAAAAUAGUUCUAGUCGCAACAAUAGCUUCCUACCGCAAUCACAAAAAUCCAAAGAAAAGAACCUCUCAUUUGGACCUUUCCCGAAAGGUAAACCUGGCUUGGCAGAACGAUCAUCUUUAAUUAAGCACUCAACUAAUAAAAAUAGUCAGGAAGAGUUGCAGAGAAUGCAAAAUGCCGAAAGAUCGAGUACAAAUAGCAAUAAUCAGACAUUCUUGACUGAUGUUGUAAAUCAAGUUCUGGCGGGAGAAGGUGUGGGUUGGUUGAAACUAAAUCGACUAAAGACUUUAAUGGAGGAUGAGAGUUAUCGGGAUUUUAUUUUGACCAAAUUGAACAAGGGUCUUCACAGAAAAAUAAGUCCAGACGAUCAUAUAGACGACGUGUGUAUUUCAAAAUCGGUUUACAAAGGAAUGUUGAAAUGCUUACAAGCAGUGUCUCAUGGUCUUGGAGUGACUUACAGUAAUUUCGGUUUGGGUGGUAUGGCUUCUGUCUUCCAACUUAUGGAAAUUGCCCACACCCACUAUUGGAGUAAGGAUUUACUGGAAAGUGGUUUUGAUAGUUCCCUAAUGUCGCAGGCUUCUACUCCUUUUGGAAGUAAGGAAAAUCUUCGUUCACCACAAGCUCAGGAUCAAGUGGACAGUGGCGAUAGUCAUCGAUUGCACGAUCCACCGCAGGUUCGAUUGGAGAGACCUCACUCUCAAUCAAGUGGCGAGGAUUCUCAAUCCACUGCUGAUAUGUUCCUAGAAAUGUUUACGAAGAAGGGAAAACUUCUAAGUAGAUUGACUUCGUUUGAUUCAGAGGGUGGUCGAGGUGGCGGAACAGGAAGUAGUGAAGCGUUGUCAACGGACGGAGGAAGUAUAACGACAAAUCCCGCCUUUAGACAGACGCAUCAGGCUUCUUUCCGCAGUACCGUUUCGGACAGUGAGGUUGAGCAAGGGAACUUUCCUCGGCAGAAGCAAAGGACAUCUAGUGUUUGGUCCAGUAAAUCAUCUCUCAGUACGGGUUUUAGAUAUCAUGCAGGAAAUUUGGUACCAACAACGACAACACCAAGUCCAGAAGCAGCAAGAACGUACCUCUUUGAAGGACUCUUAGGCAAAGAACGAGCAUCUCUAUGGGACCAAGUACAAUUUUGGGAGGAUGCUUUUCUUGAUGCUGUUUCUCAAGAGCGGGACAUGAUGGGAAUGGAUCAAGGACCAGGAGAAAUGAUGGAAAGGUACAAGGGCCUCAGUGACAGCGAAAGGAGACGUUUAGAACACGAUGAGGACAGAUUACUGUGUACCUUACUCCACAAUUUAACAGCAAUCCUAGUCAUGUUGAAUGUCGACAAAAAUCAAGUUAAAGGCAAAGUACGAAGACUACUUGGCAAAAGUCAUAUCGGCCUUAUCUAUAGUCAGGAAUUGAAUCAACUUCUCGAUCAGAUAAAUAAUUUGAAUGGAAACGAUAUCGAUCUGAAACCACUAAAUUCCCGACAAAUGCAUCGUCAGUCGUUUACCGUUCACGCGGGAGUCGAUGCCGAGGGUGAUUUACGUUUUUUAGAAGUACGACAUGACGGACUGGUGCUCAGGUCCGUUAAUGGUGUGAUUGUUGAGCGAUGGUGGUACGAGCGUUUAGUCAAUAUGACUUACAGCCCGAAGAAUAAAGUUCUCUGCCUUUGGAGGCGGAACGGAGGGCAAACGCAACUGCACAAGUACUACACAAAAAAGUGCAAGGAUCUCUACUACUGUAUAAAAGACGCAAUGGAGAAGGCCGCGGCAAGAGGUCGUGGCGCCAAUGUCGGUGUCGAAUUAGGCGGCGAAUUUCCAGUCCAAGAUAUGCGAACCGGUGAGGGUGGUCUUCUUCAAGUGUGCAUGGAAGGCGUUGGUCUUCUCUUCGCAAAUAGCAAGGAUUUCGAGUUUUUUGUAAGACUCGAUCAUAUCCGCAAGUGCUUUACUCAGAAGGGUGGGAUCUUCGUUUUGGAAGAAUUCAAUCCUAAAACUAGACAAGUAAUUCAACGUAAAUAUAAGUCGCAAAUGGCAGAUCAAAUCUGCUAUUCGGUCCUGUGUGUCUUCUCCUAUUUGGCGGCUGGCUCCGACAAGAAACAAACGCAAACGCAGUCGCCGCAUAAUCAGCCUAGUGGAACUGGCAGCACUCAAGUUCAAGGGAGAAGAACCUCUUUCGUGGACUCAUUCACCAAACCUCACUGACAAAAAGGCAGGCACUCGCUUCCCUUUGUGCAUGACUAUGACAGUUGUGCUCCAUACGCCUGUCUACCUUGGGUCUAAAAUUAACAAAAUUCCAGUGUCUAGAUUUUUAGGUCCAACGUAUUCUAUAUAUCGAAUUGUUGAUGAAAAGAUAUAUUACAAAAAAAAAAUCUCUAAUGUCAUCUGCGCGUCCGGAGCUUUCAAUUCAAGUCUGUCUGGAGACGGGGGGAUUUUUUUCGGUACUUUGACACAAUAAAUGAUAUUGUUUGGGAAUAUUAGGGUCAUUAGGUACCUAAUGGUACCUAUUAGUACCUAAAGGUACCUAAUGGUACCUAAUAUACCUAUUAGUACCUACUUUAUUAGUACCUAAUGGUACCUAAUAUACCUAUUGGUACCUACUUUAUUAGUACAUAAUGGUACCUAUUAGUACCUUGGGUACCUAUUAGUACCUAAAGGUACCUAAUGGUACCUAAUAUACCUAUUAGUACCUACUUUAUUGGUACCUAUUAGUACCUACUUUAUUGGUACCUAUUAGUACCUUGGGUACCUAUUAGUACCUAAUAUACCUAUUAGUACCUAAUGGUACCUAUUAGUACCUAAAGGUACCUAAUAUACCUAUUAGUACCUACUUUAUUAGUACAUUGGGUACCUAUUAGUACCUAAUAUACCUAUUAGUACCUAAUGGUACCUAUUAGUACCUUGGGUACCAAUUAGUACCUAAUGGUACCUAUUAUACCUAUUAGUACCUAAUAGUACCCAAUAGCUAACAAUGCUAGCUCCGAUCGAAAGUGGGUAGAAAAAUACUUUGCUAGGUGGAGUUUCAUUUCGAACCUCCUGUCUCCAGUCGUCUUGUGUCAACCCCACUUUAUCCUAUUCAUAAUGUUGCACUGAUUUCCCACCAGGAGGCGUUCAAAUCAAUCACCCAAAUUACAAUAAUAAGCGUUGAAGAUGUACUUAUAAAGUAGAAAUUUACUCGGGAAUGGUAAAUUUUCAGUUGUGCACCCUUUGGCUCUAGAAAUUUCGAAAUCGACUGUCCUUUUAAUUUUGAAUUCUCUUCUUGCAUAUUAUUUUAUCCAAAAUACAUCAAGUAACUGCAUAUAUGUUGUCCCUUUGUUUUUGCACACUUUUUUGAAGACCUCAUCAUUUCUAUCACAAUCUUUAUAGUUUGUGGCUAAAAAAUAAAUAUUUGCCACGAACUAUAAUAACGUAAUGGUAGAAAUUCGACGGUUUUCAAAAUACAAAUACCGGAAGGACAGCAUAUAUGCAGUUACCUGUAUCUUUGAUUUUAUAAUUAUUUUACUGUUUUCUGUAAUUUUAUUCAAAAACCAGUUUUUACAAAGAAAUAUUUAAAUGAAAAAUUUGAAAGUUUUUUUAAUCCAAUUUGGGAGGUUAGGUUUCUGUUGAUGGUUUUUGAAAAGUAAUUUUAAAAAUUAAAAAAGCUUUGCGAAAAAGUGCUGAUAUAGUGUCACACUAAGUUUUUUCUUUUCGAUAUUUGGAUAAAAUUAUUUCUUAUUAGUAAAGUAAAUACAAAGUUUUGACGUACAACGAAACAAAAUGAGAAAGAAGCUAGUGUGACAUAGGCACAUUUUCGAAAAAUAAAAAAUGAUUUUAAAUCAGAAAAUCGGAAAUUAAAAAUGUAUCUACAUAACAGAUUCGUUAAAAUACGGUUUAUGUAAAAUUGUAUUUUAAUUUUUUCUAACCUCUAUAUUCUGCUACACAGUACAUAUGAUGGUUUUUAAUAUUGAUGGUCUUCAAUUUAAUUAAUUUAAUUAAUAAAUAUUUUAACAAUAGCGUAAUAUUUAACAAUAUUUUUUUUGAGGUUAGCUUUGCGUUUGCGCAGCUUUCCGAAGGCGCAUGCGUCGAUUCGGACAUGAGAUAAGAAGGGCAACUUCAAAAUCGAGUUUUAGGGGAACAUCGGGAACAUAGUCAGGGUUGGGCCACUUUUUCAACUUUACUUAUAGCAUCUACAAAAAUUUAUAAAAGUAUUUAUUAUUUAAAAAAUAUCGUGUACUGUGUCAAGUGGAAUAUAUAAUUAAAUAUAUUUUUCCAAUAAAAUUAAAAAAACGACGGAAAAAUUUUGAUUUUAGAAAAAAUAUUGUACGCUUCGAACAUGAAUGUAAGACGCUUUAGCGAUUACUAAAUGCUGUGAAAAAUAAAAUUAGUGUCAGGCUUAAAUUAGACAAUAUAUUCCAAACUAUAAAAUCGUAAAGCGUCUAACAUGUUUAUUUAUAAUUUUCACACUGAUGAAAAUAAAUUGACUAAAAGAGAGAACGUAUAAAUUAUUAUAAUUUACUAAAACAUUAAUUUAAAUGUUUAAUAAAUUAAAAAAAUUUCUUAAUUCAAAUAAAUUGUAAAUUAAAAAAAAUAAACAAAAAAGUGAAAAACAAUUUUAAAAAUUCAAAUUUAGAAAAAUUCAAAUCUUUUGAAACAAAAAUUUUCUUUAAAUAUAAAAAUGGGUAAAAAUGAUAAUUAUUUGACUGUAAAAUAUUAACAAAGCAAUUUGAACGGAAGCGAAAAAUAUCAAUUGAAAAUUAUAUUUAUAGGCUGUUUUAGUAAACUAUUUGAUGAAAGAUUUAGUAAUAUAAUUAUAUUUAAUUAUAAUUAAUUAAAAUUAAACACUAUUGUGUUUUUAAGUAAAUUUUAAACUUUAAGUAAACUCUUUAGUGAAAUUAUUAUUAAAAUGUUAUUCUAAAAUUAGAAAAAGGAAUCGUCUCUAUAUGGUAUAGAAUAAAUGGAAAUGGUAAAAGAAAAGGGUGAUAUAAUUAAGAAAUAAAUAUCUAAAAGACAAUACUAAGAUGAGUCAAAUAACAUUUAAAAAAAGGCUUCUAUUUUGUUCGAUGUCGUGAGCAAGAAGUGUUUGAAGAGAAGAUAUCACUUUACGUAUAUUCUAGUCCUUAGUAAUUUUUUUCAAAAAAAAAAAACAAAAUUCUCAACAAAUACCAUGUAUUUCUAGUAUUAGCAACUUUUUUUUAUCAUGACGAACAUAUUUUUUUUUUCAAAUAUCAUCGAAUUCUGUAAUUUUUUUCCAAAAAAAUUUGUUUGGUUAGUUUUUGAUUUUUUCUAUAAAAAGAAAAUAUAUAAUAGACAAAUUCUUUCGUAAGGAAUAUGUAAACUAAUUUAUUAGUUUUAAUGAAACAUAUUUACUUUUUCAAAUAAGUAAAAAGAAUUUUUUUGAUUUUCAUCAUUAUCAGGAUGAGACAAAGUAUUAUUUAUUGUACAGAAUGUACAUAAAGUUAGUUUAAUAAAGCAGAUUGAGGACUAAAGAGUAUUGUUUCACCUGCUUAAUGGAUGUAAAAAAAUUUUUAAUAGUAAAUAGGAGAAAUUGAAAUAAUUUAUUGUAACAUAAAAUGUUCAAUGCACUGAGAGGAAAAUUCAUUUAAAAUUCAUUUUAUUAAUUUUAAAAAAAUUUAAAGUUUCUGAACCUUAUUUUAAAAUAAUUUUUUGUAUAAUUACAGUAUUGAAAAUUGAUGUCUUUGAAGAAAUGACUUUAUAAGAAAGUGGAAAUUAUUGCAAUGGAUAUUAAUAAUUCUUUACAAAUUUUAAAAUAAUUUUUUUAGUUGAUGUUUGUUUGAAGUUUUAAAAGUUUAUUUAUUUUAUAUUUUAAAGAAUAUUUAUUCUCAGUGUAAGUGAAAGUCAGUUUAGUUUGUAAAGCGACACAUUUGUAUAAAUAGAGCCAUUUGUAUAUAUGUACAUCUUGUUGCGUUUUGAAAAUUCUGUAAGUUUCUUUCUAAAAGAAAUUCAUAUCCCAUAACUUCAAUGGAAAUCCGAAAAUGUUUAUCAUACUUCUAAGCGACAUUGGAACAAAUAUGGAAAUUAAUAAAAAGCACUUGAACUCCA